This is a messenger RNA of Epinephelus lanceolatus (giant grouper), 2877 nucleotides long. RefSeq names its product RNA binding motif protein 4.3 (gene rbm4.3). Gene Ontology annotation, cellular component: nucleus. NCBI's taxonomy places the organism in Eukaryota, Metazoa, Chordata, Actinopteri, Perciformes, Serranidae. Gene Ontology annotation, molecular function: mRNA binding. The record is from RefSeq and is a predicted model, not a curated record.
GGACAGUGAGUGGCGGUGUGGUGAUUCAGAAAAAAGACACAUGAAGAAGAAGGGGAAAAGGGCAGACAAAAAGCAGACGGAAGUCACUCGGCAAAGUCAAGCUCCUGAGAGGGGUGAAUUCUCUGUAGAGGCCGGCCGGCAAAAAGAUCUUUAACAAUGGUGAAAAUCUUUGUGGGAAACCUGCCCCGAGAGGCAGACCAGGAGGAAAUCAAGGCCCUCUUCACUCAAUACGGCACAGUCACAGAAUGUGCUAUCAUCAAAAACUAUGCCUUUGUUCACAUGGAUGACCGCAAGGCUGCCACUAAAGCCAUUAAGAAUCUGCACCUGUACAAGCUUCACGGCACACCAAUCAACGUAGAGGCCAGCCACGGGAAGAACCAGGGCUCUGUCAAACUGCAUGUAGCCAAUGUAGAAAAGGGAGCUGAUGAUGAGCUCCGUGCACUCUUUGAGGAGUACGGUACAGUCACAGAGUGUGCUGUUGUUAAGAAUUUUGCGUUUGUACAUAUGUCUAACUCUGACGAGGCCAUGGAUGCCAUCAAGGGACUGGACAAUACUGAAUUUCAAGGCAAACGCAUCCAUGUCCAGAUUUCUAAGAGUCGGCCUAGACACGAUGAACGGGAUGACUACCCCCCUCCUCCCCCAGACAGGGGUGGAUAUUGGCCCCCUCGCUAUCCAGGAGAGAGGCAUGAGCCUCCCCCACCCAGCUAUAUGAGAGGCCGUCUCAGCCAUAUCCCCCCAGGUUACCCUGCCCCUCCUCUGCCACCUCCUCCCCCUAGAAGAGCAGUUUAUCCUGAACGUCCCUAUGAGGGUGAGAGGGACAGGUACAGCGUGGUAGAUUACUAUGAGAAGUACAGAGCCCGUCCGUAUGGCAUCCCCUCCUAUGAGGACCAACGUCCCGGCGCCCCUCCUCCUCCCCCUCCCCCUUCAGCCGUCGUCCGAGACCGUCUUAUGACCUCGUCUCUUGACCCGUAUGAGCGUCGUCCCCUCCCACCUCCUCCGUCCUCAUACUAUGCCCGAGAUCGCAGUCCUCUCAGGAGAGCGCCAAGCGCGCCAAUGCCACCCGCCAGUAAUGGCUACUCCUAUGAGCGCUCCCGACUCUCUCCGGUUUCCCGGGUACCUGCAUACGGAGUUCCACGUGCCAGGGACCCCUACGCAGAACGGCUGCCGCCGCCACCCCCUGCACGCUACGCUUAUUAAGCGAGGCCCUGACAUGUGAAGGAUCGUCGUCCAACUGCGUCGCCGCUCGCCGCCUCCUGAUGCACGUGACACUAUCCUCUUCUGUCUGUGGCUGAGCGCGUUACGUUCCCCUGCGAUGCUCACAGGAGGAACUGAAUUGCCGACGUCCACGUCUGAUUUUGUUUUUAUUAUUUUGGAAAAGUUUUUACUCGUUUUUUUUCCCCCUGAUUGUUUUAGUUUGUCAUUGUGCUGUAGUAUUUUUUUAUGCCAGACGUCUGAAUUAGGCGUUUUUUUUUUUUUUUUUUUAAUUUGUACUUUUACGUUUGGAAAAAUUAGUGUUCUGAUGUUGUGUGUGUGACCAUAGAAAGCUGAAUAAUUUCAGCUGAAGUCUCUAGGCGAAACUUGUGACUGUAGAUUUAACUGAACUGAAUUAUGUUUGGUAUUAAAUCUAAUCUCCACGUUGGUUCCUUCAUGUUACGCUUUCCCAUCGAAAAUCAAACCUCCAUGUGACGUUGCUGUGAAAAUUUAAACUGGUAAGACGUAGGUUUGACAAAUGUAGAAAGUAACUGUUAGUAGGACAGUUACCGCAAAUCGUUCACAUGUACCUGUAUGUUGUCGAACUUGUUUUUAAUAAACGGAUUUGUGCAGUUAAUGUUGUUCACAGAUGUGCCCCAAAUCAUGCCCAGCGCUAAAACACCAUUAGUGUAACCGCUUGAAUUGAUUCGCCUACUCUUUUAGGAUCUUUCGAAAAAAUAAACCUUUAAUUAAUGAUUAUUCGUUCAUUAAUGAUGAACACACGCAUAGCAAACUUGUUAAAGUCGUCACGCUGAUUAAAGAAAUAUCACUCUUGUCUGGAAUGCUAAAGCUUUUGUCAUUGAUCAGCGUGCCUUUUUACAUUGUCUUCUUUACUUCCAAAAUUGAAACUUGUUCAUAUAAAAGCCCAAGUAAAGAAGGGCGUAACACACUCCAGCCAUUCUCCACCAGGUGAGAUUUCAUAGCUGAGGCUAGUUUACCUUGAAUCUGGGGGGAGAUGACAUCAAAGGCUGCUGAAGACCUUCAGAGUCAAAAGGUAAGUCAAGGGCUUUAAGGACUCCUGGAGUAGAAACUACUGCAGACAGCACAUGCUCACAUUUAACUUUUCUAGGUAAAUACUAGUUUAUUACAGAGGUUUGUAACAGUGGAAAUACAUUUUUAGCAUUUUACAGGUCCUAGAUUGUUUGCUAGUAAAGUGUUUUUCACUCAUUGCCUGUACACAACUACCCAAUCAGUUCUAAGUCUACAAUUUAUUGACAGUGUUAGCUGGAGAAAACUAUAGGCUACAUGUAUAGUUGAUAGGCAAAGCACAUCCGGGAAAUUGGAUACAGAUUAAGAUGUUAAAAUCCAGUACUGUUUAAAGACCAUGUUUGGCUUCUGGGACAGAAAUGUUUUUGAAAUUGGAAAUUUAGAGAAGCAUCCAGGAUACAUAGGUUUUGUUAAGCUGGGCAAGACUUAAGAGUUUGAAUUGAUCAGUAAAGUUUAUGCUAGAUCUUGCAGACAAGCAUUUUAAACCUUGUAAAACAUGAUCUCAAGUGACACAAUGAAAUUGCUAUAUUAACUGAUUUUACACAAGCAGUUUUGAUGGACAUGAAAAGUUUACAGUACUUCUCAUUGUAUUGCUGUUUUGGAAGCUGAUCCGCAUGAAUAAAAUAUUUACAACAGUAA